CCAAUUAUAUAUAUCAGAAGCAAGGAAGAGAGUGGUUUUUGUUGCUCAACAGAAACCAACCAAAGGUUAAGCCAUGUCCACCUUUCUACAAAAUUCUCUUUCGCAUGAAAGUUUCUAUAUUCAUUCCCUAUGCUUUUCUUCACUGUCUUUCUCCACUAUUACUUAUUUUAUUCCUUAUUUCUCUUUUCUUCAUAAUCAAUUGUUGGUAUUAUUAUUUUUUUAGUUUGUUCAAAAUAAAGUGUUGGUAUUAUUUCCAACAAUUCUUUUGUCACAUCAAAAAGCCUAUCUCCUUCACCUCCAAGAUUUCCUCUAGUUGGCAACUUCCAUCAACUUGGCUUAUUCCUUCACCGUGCACUCUAAGAUUCAGCUCACAAAAAUGGCCCUUUAGUGCUUCUUUAUUUUGGGAAGGUUCCAGUACUUGUGUUUGCUGAUGCAGCAAGAAAAGUAAUAAUGAAAAUCCAUGACUUGCUUUUCUCUGAUAGACCACAAAAUAAAAUCCUUGAUAUCAUAUUGUAUGGUUCCAACUUCCAAAUAUGUAGCAAGUUGUGCAAAUGGUGAGUAAUGGAGACAAGUAAAGGUGUCCGUGUGUUACACUAUGUAAGUAACAAAAGAGUUCAAUCUUAUUGUGCGUGAGAAGAAGAAACUUUAAGAAGGAUUGAAUAUUUUAAGGAGUCUUCUGUGUCGUCGGCGUUGAAUUUAACUGAGUUUUGUACUCUACAAUUACUAAUGAUAUUGGGUGUACGGUGUUGUUAGAGUUUGGGGGAUUAUUGGGUAGUGUAUGUAUGGGAGAUUAUAUACCUUGGCUUGAUUGGUUGGGAAAAGUUGAUCGUUUUUAUAGCAGGGGCAGAAAAAUGUACCCAAAAUUUGGAUGAGUUUGUAGAAGUAAUUGAGGAGCACAUCAAGCAUGGGUCAGAUGGAGAUGUCGGUUUGAUAGAUGACGAACGAGCACAGUGAUUUUUGUGGAUGCUAUUGGCUUCCCCUAUUGAUAGAAUGGCAAUCAAGGCUUUGGUACUAGGGUCAAGAUUCGAAGUAACACUCUAGUUGAUCGUUUUCAUUGAUAAAUGCAUCAUCUAGCUCAGGUUCAUCUAAAGAUAAACCCUCUAAUUGAUCAUCAUCAUCAGCAGGUACCGGUGGUUGUAGUUUCCUCUGCUGAUGCAGCAAGAGAAGUAAUGAAAACUCAUGACUCGGUCUUCGCUGAUAGGCCACAUCGUAAAAUCUUUGAUAUCCUUUUCUACGGUUCCAAAGAUGUGGCAAGUUGUGGAUAUGGUGAGUAUUGGAAACAAGUAAGAAGUCUCAGUGUAUUAAACCUUCUGAGUAACAAAAGAGUUCAAUCUUAUCGUCGUGUUAGAGAGGAAGAAUCUGCAAAAAUGAUGCUAAGUAUUCAACAGAAGAAUACUUGUGUGAAUUUAACAGAGUUGUGUUCUACAGUUACUAAUGAUAUAACAUGCAGGGUGGUUCUAGGCAAAAGAUACCGUGAUGAAGGUGGAGUUCUUCCGGAGCUAAUGUUGGAGUUUGGAGAGUUAUUAGUUAUUUUCUUUAUAGGAGAUUACAUACCUUCACUUAAUUGGUUGGGUAAGGUUAAUGGUUUUUAUAGUAAGGCAGAAAAAGUAGCCAAACAUAUGGAUGCAUUUUUUGAAAAAGUUAUUGAUGAGCACAUCAUUGGUAGUCGAUCUGAUGGCCAUGUUGGUGAAGGAAACAGUGAUUUUGUGGACGUUUUGCUUUCAGUUCAAAAGAGCAAUGAUACUAGCUUCUCAAUUGAUAGAACUGCAAUUAAGGGUUUGUUACUGGACAUGUUUAUUGCAGGUACUGAUACUACUUACACAGUCCUAGAAUGGACAAUGACAGAACUAUUAAGACACCAAACAGUGAUGCAUAAAUUGCAAGAUGAGGUGAGAACUGUGGUUGGUAACAGAACUCAUGUAACUGAGGAGGAUUUGGUUAGCAUGAACUACUUGAAAGCUGUGAUCAAAGAAACUCUUCGCCUCCAUGCACCAGUUCCGUUAUUAGUCCCUCGAAAAUCAAUGGAAGAUAUCAAACUAAAUGGCUAUGACAUUGCAGCUGGUACACAGGUAAUAGUCAAUGCUUGGGCAAUUGCAAGAGACUCUUCAAUUUGGGAAGAACCUCUAGAGUUUAAACCAGAAAGGUUUAUGAAUAGUUCAAUAGAUUAUAAAGGAUUGGAUUUUGAACUUAUCCCAUUUGGAGCAGGAAGGAGAGGUUGUCCUGGAGUGUUGUUUGCUAUUUCUAUCAAUGAAUUGGUUUUAGCGAACCUUGUUCAUCAAUUUGAUUGGAAAUUGCCUGAUGGUGUAGAAGGGAAGGAUCUGGACAUGUCUGAAACUAAUGGCCUUACUUGCCGUAGAAAAUACCCUCUACUUGCAGUUGCUACCAGAUACGACAUAAAUGAAUACAGUUAAAAUAGCAAGAAUGGCAUUAUUAUAUUAUAAAAUAAAGGUAAAAUUGUUUGAAAGUGUGGUUUAAUACUUAUAUGUUAUUGAAUGAUGUAUAUUGAUGUUUGAACUUUGAACAAAUUUAGUUCAAGUAAAGCAUCAAUUUAGUUUUUGAAAUUGUUAGGGGAUGUUAAUUUGAUCUCUCAAAUUUGCCAAUAGAAAUAAAGGUAUGUGAUGUUGUAAGGCGUUGUUCAAUUUAGUCCUCCUGUUAAAUUA
This is a messenger RNA of Medicago truncatula (barrel medic), 2660 nucleotides long. RefSeq names its product cytochrome P450 736A117. NCBI's taxonomy places the organism in Eukaryota, Viridiplantae, Streptophyta, Magnoliopsida, Fabales, Fabaceae. The coding region runs from base 1062 to 2411 and encodes 449 amino acids. The transcript has 4 exons. Gene Ontology annotation, molecular function: oxidoreductase activity, acting on paired donors, with incorporation or reduction of molecular oxygen; iron ion binding; heme binding. The record is from RefSeq and is a predicted model, not a curated record.